This is a messenger RNA of Seriola dumerili (greater amberjack), 7567 nucleotides long. It is a transcript of the gene fhod3b, whose product is annotated as FH1/FH2 domain-containing protein 3-like. Lineage: Eukaryota; Metazoa; Chordata; Actinopteri; Carangiformes; Carangidae. Gene Ontology annotation, biological process: cortical actin cytoskeleton organization; cardiac myofibril assembly; actin filament network formation. Gene Ontology annotation, molecular function: actin filament binding. The transcript is spliced from 25 exons. Gene Ontology annotation, cellular component: cytoplasm; cytoskeleton. Bases 1 to 4584 code for a protein of 1527 amino acids. The record is from RefSeq and is a predicted model, not a curated record.
AUGGCUACGUUUAUAUGCAGGGUACAGUUCUUAGAUGAUACUGAUCCAUUUAACAGCACCAAUUUCCCUGAGCCCACCAGACCACCUCUCUACACGUUCAGGGAAGAUAUUCCUCUGAUAAAUCAGAUUGCUGGAGUCCACCGGCUGCUAAAAGCCCCACAGAAGCCCGAUGACUGUGCCCUUCAGCUGUCCCAUAAUGGAAGCUACCUGGACUUGGAGUCUACCCUGGCAGAGCAGAGAGAUGAGCUGGAGGGAUUUCAGGAGGAAGGAGGGAGAGGCAAGAAACACAGCAUUAUUCUUCGAACACAGCUAUCAGUCAGAGUUCACGCCUGCAUUGAAAAACUCUACAACUCGACUGGAAGGGAGCUACGACGAGCCCUCUUUUCCCUCAAGCAGAUUUUUCAGGAUGACAAGGACCUGGUGCACGAGUUUGUGGUGGCAGAAGGACUGACAUGCUUGAUCAAAGUGGGAGCUGAAGCCGACCAGAACUACCAGAACUACAUCCUCAGGGCUCUUGGUCAGAUUAUGCUGUAUGUGGAUGGGAUGAACGGCCUCAUAUCUCACAAUGAAACGGUCCAGUGGCUUUACACCCUGGUCGGAUCCAAGUUCCGUCUGGUGGUGAAGACGGCACUAAAGCUGCUGCUGGUGUUUGUAGAGUACACAGAGUCUAAUGCCACCCUGUUGAUAAAGGCUGUGAAUGUCGUGGAUGCCAAAGGAGGCACAAAACUGUGGUCAAACGUCAUGGAGAUCCUUGAUGAGAAGGAUGGAGUGGAUACAGAGCUGCUGGUGUAUGCAAUGACACUCAUCAAUAAGACUCUGGCAGGUCUCCCGGACCAGGACUCCUACUAUGACAUGGUGGACUGUCUGGAGGAACAGGGCAUCGAAACCAUGGCCCAGAGACACCUGAGCAGGAAGGGCACGGAUCUCGACCUUGUAGAACAGUUCAACAUCUAUGAGAUGACUCUUCGUCAUGAGGAUGGUGACGAUGAAACCCAGUUGCCUCCCAGCGGCCGAAAGGACCGUCGACGGGCCAGUGUUGGCGCUAACAACGAAAGGCGGGGCCUGGAGAGAAGACGCAGCCGGAGACAUUCGCUCCAGAAUACCAGAGGCCAUGUUUCUGCCCCAGCAUCACCCAGCAGCCCACACACUCAUGCAAGCAGCUUCCUGCCCUUCGGUGGCCAGGGUGUUGAAGACAUCAGUGAAAGAAUCACUGCCAAUGGUACUCCAUACCCUGGCAGGCACCAGGCUCCUGCAUCACCCAUCCAUCGCUUCUCUGGUUCAGCGGCCUCCACACCAGACUCCAAAGCUGACAGACCCGCUUUGGGGGGCUUACUAACUUCAUCGUACAGACAGCAUCAAGAAACGCUGGCCGCAGAGAGAGAGCGGAGACGCAUGGAAAGAGAAGAGCGUCUGCAGAGAAUCGAAAGAGAGGAGAGGAAUCGCUUCAAUCGAGAUUAUGUAGACAAGAGGGAAGAAGCAAGACAAGCCAGAGAGGAAAGAUACAAGGCCGUGGAGAGGCUCGCUGCAGAGGAGUUUGAGCGGGAGCGCCCCAGAGUGCCAACGAGAGGACGGACUGAGAUCACUUUGUGUUUGAGUUCCAACCCUGCCAGCCGCUCAGCGCCUCGCUGUGCCACACCCUCAUCCAUCAUCUCACCGGAAGACACCGUCACCAGUGCACACCAGACAUCAGGUAAGACCAGAACCAAAAGUCCAGCGCCAGAGUUAGCAGUAUCAGAACCUUCCCCCACACCUCCCCCCGAGCCAGAAAAGCAGCAGACUGAGACAGAGUCGCCUGCGGAGACAGAGGAUGUUGCUGAGUCUGACCAGAAUGUAGUGGCAGAGCCGGCGUCAGAUGAACGGUCAGGCAUGGAGCAGGAAGAGAGGCAAGAGCAGGAGAAACUUGAGGAGCAGAAACAGUGCAUGGAUGAGGCAGCGGUAGAAGAACAGGUAGAGGAAGCAGAGGUAGCUGAUGUAGCAGAGGUGGGACAGCCAGAUGUGGAGGUGGAUGUGGAGCUAGAGGAGGAGUGUGAGAAGGAGCAGCCGACGGAAAGGGAUGUAGAAGAUAGUGUACUGCUGAGUGAGAAGGAGAGACAGAAUGAGGAAGUGAAUGAAAAAGACAACUGCUCUGCAUCCAGCAUCUCCUCUACGAGUAGCACUCUGGAGAGGGAGGAGCGGGAGGAGAAGCUCACCACCGACACUGAAGCAGCUCAAUGGACUCAGUGCAUUAAAGACGCAGAUGUGAACGACCAGUGCAGCAAAAUUCUCAACAGCAAGCGCUUCAUGCUGGACAUGCUCUAUUCUCAGACGACAACCAGCAAGGAUGAGGGGAAUGUAGGAGAAACAGACAAAGAAAAAUGUAAAUGUGAGAAGGAGACGGAGGUCAGUGACUCCUCUGUGGCUAGUUUGGCCAGCAGGAUCUCCACACUGGAGGCUAAUAGACAGGCCAGAGAAGAAAAUGUGAAAAAAAUGGAGGUGGGUCACCUGGACAACCAGGGCAGUGUCCGAGCAGUGGCGGAGAGGUUUGGAGAUUUGGUCAAAGGUUUAACAUCUCCUCUUGAAGUGGAGGCCUCAAAAGAGCAACAGCAGCAGCAGCAGACUGACAAAUCAUCAACCGCUGCAUCGUCAGCUUUACCUCCUAAGAAAGAGUCGGAUUAUAUCUGGGAUCAGCUAAUGGCUGCUCCCAGGGAGCUGCGCAUCAAAGAAAUGGACUUCACAGACCUGAGGGACGAGGAUGACUUGGACAUUUUAGAUAUGGACAGUGUGAUGGGGUCAGGUGACCUGAUACCACCGCCUCCUCCUCCACCGUGCAAUGCUGCCCUGCCACCACCCCCACCAUUGUUUGGGUGCCCCCCACCUCCUCCCCUGCUUGGCAAAAUGAUGCCGCCACCCCCACCAUUCAUGGCCCCUUUCCCUCCACCCUCCCCUCAGCUCAGUCGAGGGGAGGUGCCUCUAUUCCAGAAGAAGAAGAAGACCAUCCGUCUCUUCUGGAACGAGGUGCGUCCUGUGGACUGGCAGUGUAAGAGCCAUAAAUUCUGUAAGGAGUCCCUCUGGUCCAAACUGGAGCCAGUUAAACUGGACACAUCCAAGCUGGAGCAGCUGUUUGAGUCCAAAUCCAAGGAGCUGCCUGUCACGAAGAAAGCAGCUGUUGAUGGCAAGCGACAAGAAAUCAUAGUCCUGGAUUCAAAACGAAGCAACGCUAUAAACAUUGGCUUGACUGUCUUACCUCCUCCACGCACAAUCAAGACUGCUAUCCUCAACUUCGAUGAGUACGCACUAAACAAAGAGGGCAUUGAGAAAAUCCUGACAAUGAUCCCCACAGAGGAGGAGAAGCAGAGGAUCCAGGAGGCUCAGCUGGUCAACCCUGAUAUUCCCCUGGGUAGCGCUGAACAGUUCCUUCUCACCCUCUCCUCCAUCACCGAGCUGUCUGCUCGCCUGCAGCUGUGGGCAUUCAAGAUGGACUAUGAGCUUAUUGAGAAGGAGGUGGCAGAGCCUCUGCAGGACCUGAAGGAAGGGAUGGAUCAGCUAGAGAAAAACAGGACACUCCGCUACAUCUUGACCACACUGCUGGCCAUUGGAAAUUUCCUCAAUGGCACCAAUGCUAAGGGCUUUGAGCUGAGCUACUUGGAGAAAGUCCCAGAGGUGAAGGACACGGUUCAUAAGCAGUCUCUGCUGCACCACGCCUGCUCCAUCGUGGUUGAGAAGUUUCCAGACAGCACUGACCUCUAUUCUGAGAUAGGAGCUGUCACCCGCUUGACAAAGGUGGACUUUGACCAGCUUCAAGACAAUCUGGCCCAGAUGGAGCGAAAGUGCAAAGCAUCAUGGGAUCACCUCAAGGUCAUUGCGAAACAUGAGAUGAAACCAGCGUUGAAACAGAAAAUGUCCGACUUCCUCAAAGACUGUGCAGAGAGAAUUAUUAUUCUGAAGAUUGUACAUCGAAGAAUUAUCAACAGGUUUCAUGCCUUUCUGCUGUUCCUGGGCCAUCCGAUAUACGCGGUACGUGAGGUCAGCAUUCAUCGCUUUAGCAAGAUCCUGAGUGAAUUUGCCCUGGAGUAUCGCACCACGAGAGAGCGUGUGCUGCAACAGAAACAGAAGAGGGCCAACCACCGAGAGAGGAACAAGACCAGGGGAAAAAUGAUAACAGAUAGUGGUAAAUUUGGCAGCGCCCCAUCAGAUGCACAGGAGAGCCAGCCUCAGGGUAUCCAGUAUGCUGAAGAUGCAGCUGAACAUGAGAACAUGAAGGCCGUGCUGAAGAGCAGCCUGCAUGGCGGGGAGAGUGGGACGUCCACGGUGCCGGGCCUCCGUACACGCACCAGAGCUGGCAGCACCAGAGGUCACUCUCGGCGUAUUCCCCCAUGGUGCUCUGGCAGUGACGACCCAGUGAACUGCACAGACGACACAGCUGAUGAGAUCAUGGAGAGGAUUGUCAGGUCAGCCACUCAGGGGCCCAGCCAGCGGACUCAACCUCGAGAGAGGAGACGAUCUCGAGCCAACCGAAAAUCAUUGAGAAGGACACUGAAGAAUGGUUUGACAACAGAGGAGGCCAAUGCUCUCGGUUUGUCCAGUGGUUCAGAGAUGCAGGUAUGAGCUGGGCCUGGAUCCCACCGGACAUUAAGACGUCUGGAAGCCCUUUCACUGCCCCCUCCAACCCACUGCACUCCAACUUGGCACUAAAAUCCCCCGCUAGCUUUGAUGAGUUGAUCUCAUCUUUAUGCGUUUGGUUUACAUAGGCUUGACGCAAGUGCUUCCUGAAGAAAGUGGAUAAAAAGCUGAACACGAUUUUAUUCAUGAACUGCAGGGCCAGAGAGAGCAGAAACAGAGCGCUGCAUUCAAACCACUAAGCUUUGCUGUUGCUGGAUAAACAUCGAUGAUCUGCAUUCACAAGGCUUAAUCACCAUCAUCCUUCGAACCUGACAUUGCUCACAAAUACCUGCGCAAAAGCGUAUUUUUUAAGGCCAAAGGUAUCGAAAGUUGGCAGUGCAUAUGCUUCAAUCUCAGUGGCCUUGACUGAAUCAAGAGGGCAAGAGGUGUGGUACAGACACUAAACUCCACUAACUGUGUUUGCUUUGGUUUAGUGUCAGCCCUGCAGCUUUAGUGACAAAUUGAAGUGAAAGACAUUUCAUCUAUUGUAUAGAUGGUUUUGUGCAGAGGGUUAUUCUGUUAUAUACUACUGUGGUAGUUUUGUGUUUCUAUUCAUUUUGCUCAAGAAGGUGCUCAAAUAAGGAACAAUUGCACUGGAUGUAAAAGUUGGGUAUCAAUGGAAUGUGAAAUCCUUGACACUGAUGAACCACUCUGACAUCUGAAUCUGAAAAUAUACUCAACAGUUUUACCAGCAAUUUAACAGUAGCACAGUUUUUAAUGUUUAAUCCAAGUCGACAGGUUCAAAGCAAGUGUGCAUUAGUUUACUGGGUACGAACAAAUUUAUCAGAGAGACAGUGCAACUAUUUUUAAAGACCACGAGGAGAAAGAGAAUGUUAAUGUGGUUAAGACUGGUAAUACCACUAGUUUCAGACUAAUGCUCAUCACGCAAACAUUUUUAGCUUAAGUAAACCUAGACAAGUUGUAUCAUGUGACCUAUUCUCACCAAUGGACUGAACAGUUGGGGACAGCUUGAGGAAGGCGGGCACAAUGUUACAGGUGUGCGAUCUUCGUAAGAGUUAUGUAGUUUUAUUUUGUAGAAACUAUGAGCUGCACAUUUCAGAGUGCCUUUCAGAGACAGUUAUUUAUUAUGACGUUUUCAGGGACAUAUAAAAUCAAGAAAAUGUUACUACAAAUGUGCGGUCUGUAAGGGGCGAGAGGAUCAUAUUGCAAUCAUUUGUGAGCUGUGAUUUAUUUUCACCCAGUGUUUUUAAACUUGUCUUGGCUAAGCUUUCAGUUUUUUUUUUUUCCCACGUUAUAUCUUGGAUCAAAUAGUUUGUUAUGAAGCUUUAAAAUAUUAAUAACAAUUUAGGGAUUGGUUAUGCACAUUAGCUGUAUCCUGUUGCCUUACUGUAGAAUACGGGCUUGCGUUGUUCCACUUUAGUCGAGAUCUAGGUAAAAUAUAACAAUUAAAAGUAGAUCAGACCAAAUUAACGUGUAGUUCAACUGGCAUCACUGGAGAUCUCGGUUUGUCAUUUUCAAGACACAUAAAGUAUUCCUUCAUUAUUUAACUAUGAAUGUGAACAUCAGGGGUUACAUGAUAAUUAGUAAUAUGGACGCACAUAAAAUAUCCAUAAUUUAUCUACUUUAAAACAUGUAAAUCUGUAAUGAACUGAAUAAGAAGGAGCCCGCAGUUUAACCUUUUUGAUUAUGUGGGUAUGCUUUUGAACUAUUGAUGAGCUCACUGUGCUUUUGAUUAAUUUAGAAUGGCCUUGGCUACACUAUAACAGCAUAAUUUAAAUCUAUCCAAUCGCAAAUUUUCACUGUGAUGGAAACAUAGCCAUUGAGAGAAACAAGAUUCUAGAGCAACAUCAUGCUAAAGCUACGUAAAACCACACCAGCAGUACGUUUUUGUUUUGUUUGUUUUAUUUAGAAUUUACUGAAAACUAUUCAGCACCUUAGACUCAAUGUGUAGCAUGCAACUUAGAACUGAAGUUACGAGGGAAGAGCUCAUCGUUUCCCGGAUUGUACUGACUUUUGUCAAAAACAAGACACAAUAGAUGUGUAAAGUAAUAUAGGGGGAAUGCUGUAAAAUGAUGUACAUGUCAUGACAAUGUCUUUAUGUUCUUCUGUUUUUUUUUUUUUUGCUCUAUGUGUAGAAUAGUGUAUUAUAGACUAAAAAAGCAGUAUUAUUCUAAAUAUAAUUUAAACAAACCAAGCCAUGCAUGGUUUAAAAAGGUGUCACUUCUGCUUGAUACAAAGGGAGGUUCACUUUGGUUCUCAGAGCUGUAGGGUUUGUGUGCGUGUUAUUAAAACUUUUUACUUCACAGACUGAUCAUAUUUACCAGCUACUCCUGUGGAAUCCCUUAGAAGCCUUUGAUUUCAUUGCACUCAACAUUUUCCUCUUUUCAUUUAACAUUAGCCCACCACACACAUUGCUGCCUGUGCCAUAACAUCACUGUGGAACUUGGACACAAGCGCUAUACAACCAAGGCUUCUAUUGCGUCUAUGUGCCCACAGCAAAAACUAUGUAACAACUACAAUAAAAAGGCUCAUUAAAACAUUGUUUCUUUUAAUCUUCUUUCAGAUGUGUUGUUUUGGCUUAGAAUCUGGGUUUCCUCCAGGAAGAAGUUAACUUCACAUUUAACUAUUUCAGAGAAGAAAAAUCAAACCAAAAAAAGAAAAAACUUAAGCCUCUUUAUUUUUAGUCCACACAACCCAUGCUUCAAGUCACUUUAUGUUCAAGAGCAUACAGAGGUCGAUGACAAGCUUAACAAUACAGCUCAUCUGGUGUUCACACAUGGCCAUCAUACAGACCUCAUUUGGUCUUGUUUAAAAUUCCUAUGUCCACAGGUGUUAUGGAGCUAAAUGUGAUUAUGGUUUGCUUUUAAUAAAUUGCAGAGACAUUACAAUGAACAAGACAGCUACCUAAAAAAGGGGGGAAGUAGGAAAUACAACUGAGCAUCAAAAAAAGGAAAAAAAAAAAAAAAAA